AUGCUAGACACCCCCGGCACCACAGUACUAACUUAUACUCCCAAUGGCAAACAAUUAAUUACUGCCGGGUCUAACUCUGGAAUUCGAGUGUUCUCAACUGGCGAGCAUGGCGAACCGAAGACGAUCGAUGAAGGGAUGGAGAGCCAUCUGGCAAUUGCAGCAACUAAUGAAUCCAUGAUACUGGGAUCUGAAGAUGGCACAGUAUGGCUUUACAAACUGCAAGAAGCCACAAUGGAUAAGCCAUUGGCUCGUUGUGCAUUACCAGUUCGAGACCUGGCGAUCUCCAAGGACGAGGAAUGGGUUGCUGUUGCUAGCGAUGAGCUCACCGUCAAGAUCGUGAAUAUUAACGAUAUUACAGAGGUCAAAUAUUUGCGAGACCAAACAAAAGGAGUCAAGCAUGUGACAUUUGAUCCUAGCGGGCGAUUUAUCACAGUGUCUUGCGCUGAUGGAAUUAUCUACAUUUACUCAUUCACGGAAACGGAACCUACCCUGCUGCAUAAACUUGAUGGGGUGAUUCGACAACUUGAAACAGAUAACGAGGCCACAUCAAGCGCCGUUUGGCACCCAGAUGGAACUGCAUUUGCUGCAGUAGAGGCCACAAGAGAUAUCACAGUAAUAUCGUGUAGGGAUUGGACUAAGCAACGGAAAUUCUCUGGUGGUCAUAAUGGAGAUGUUACCUGUCUCGCCUGGUCUCCUAACGGGGCAAUGCUUGCAAGUGCUGGAGCUGACCGCAAAAUUCUCCUCUGGGAAACCAGGACCCAAAAAGUCAUAAAGACAUACGAUAUUCCAAAUGUUAUUAAUUUCCGCUGGCAUCCCACCCAGAAUAUUGUUGCAUUUACUACUUCGGAUGGAGAGCUGUUUAUUUACGAGGAUUUUAUCCCGUCGGAAUUUCACUCACUUCUAGCGAAGACCUUGGAAGUGGCACCGUUACUCUCAAUUGGUUCCCAUGAAGAGAUCACAUUCCCUCAUAGAUCCCAACGACAUGAUACCAGUAAUCUUUCUGGAAACAGGCCGAGAGGAGGAAGCCCGGACUCUCUUGAUGACAUCCUGGGGCCAGCAGAUGAUGAAGAUGAUUUUGUUGAGGAUGACGAUGGUGCAGGCUACACCGAAAACGUCAAUGGCCUUGGAAAGAGGACUAACACACAUAUGGAUGAGUUAUUUGGUCAUGAAACAAAACGGAGACCAACGGCCCCUUGGAAGACUAUAUCUCAUGAACCCUUUCAGCCAGGCAGCACCCCAUGGAGAGGCAACAGAAGAUAUCUAGGUAAGUUUGUAAUUGUUUACUUCGGUAGAGUCCUUGCUAACGAAACCGUAGCGUUGAAUCUUGUUGGGUUUGUAUGGACUGUUGAUCAAGACACGCACAAUACUGUCACUGUGGAGUUCUACGACCGGGAACGUUAUCGUGACUUUCAUUUCACGGACCCAUAUCUCUAUGACAAGGCCUGUUUGACUCCAGCCAUCCAGCAACCGUAUUUUACCGGCCACAUGAAACAUGGACAACAAGAGCAGACUGGCGGACAGAACUUCCACCGGGAGAGAAGAUUACUUAAGAGUCAAACAGUGACCUGCGCAGCAUGGCGAGACUAUAUCAUCACCAUCGGGAAUGGCCCUGCAGGUAGUGAUGGAGUCGCACAAUUGAAGUACUCCAUCGAGAACGUCCGACGUGACGAGAUAUGCCAAAAUGAGGACGCUGUUGCACUAGCAGGAGGGACGCGGCUGCAAAGCGUAUUUUUUUCAGACAAGGGCGACCCCUGCAUAUAUGACAGCUCGGGGGUUCUCCUUGUGUUGCAGCAUUGGCGGAAACCAGGACAGGCCCGCUGGGUCCCGCUCCUUGACACGAAGCUGCUUGAACGUGUUGCCAGUGGCCGCAAGGAAGAAACCUAUUGGCCAGUUGCUGUUGCACAGGAUGUUUUCCACUGCAUAAUCCUAAAGGGUGGGGAUAAGUAUCCCUACUUCCCACGACCGUUGCUCACCGAAUUCGACUUCCAAAUACCGAUAUCCUGCAUUUCAUCCAAGGAAAAGAGCAACAAAGAUGGAGACAUGGAAAUGGAAGACGCUGAAGAAGCUGCGAGGAACAAUAACAGGAAAUUACAAGAGUCUCUUGUCAGGGCGAGUUUAGACUACACUCUUCUGGAGGACUGCAUCACGGCGUCCGAGACCGGGGCAGCUGGAGAUGCUGAGCUGAGGAGGAGAGCGCUUGAUAUUGACAAGAUUCUCCUGCAGUUGCUUGCUGUCGAAUGCCGCGAGGGUGAGGAAAGGGGUAUGAAAGCCCUUGAACUUGUUACCAUGCUCCGAGACCGCUCUGGGAAGAUGCUAGAUGCUGCUAGCAAGAUUGCACAACGCUAUCAGAGAUCUAUACUCGAUGACAAGAUCAGGGCCAUCGCAGAACGAAGACUGAUGGGCGAGGAUGAUAAUGACAUCACCGGGGAUAACAACGAUAUAUAA
Messenger RNA from Trichophyton benhamiae CBS 112371, 2445 nucleotides. RefSeq lists its product as uncharacterized. Gene Ontology annotation, molecular function: chromatin binding; protein binding. Gene Ontology annotation, biological process: mitotic cell cycle; DNA-templated DNA replication; DNA repair. The record is from RefSeq and is a predicted model, not a curated record. Lineage: Eukaryota; Fungi; Ascomycota; Eurotiomycetes; Onygenales; Arthrodermataceae. The transcript has 6 exons. Gene Ontology annotation, cellular component: nuclear replication fork. The coding region runs from base 1 to 2445 and encodes 814 amino acids.